Molecule: messenger RNA, 2700 nt
Organism: Xiphophorus hellerii (green swordtail)
Lineage: Eukaryota; Metazoa; Chordata; Actinopteri; Cyprinodontiformes; Poeciliidae
Product: ubiquitin-conjugating enzyme E2 H-like
Exons: 7
Coding region: 406-957 (183 amino acids)
Source: RefSeq, a predicted model, not a curated record
GCCACCUGUCCAUAAAAAAUAAAGAAAAGCGACUUUUAAUCUCAGGUAUCGCUUCCAGUCUCUUCAGAAAAGUCAGCAGUGUUGUUUCGGUAGUUGAUCAGCAGUUCGCCGAAAGUGUGUGUGCGCUCCCUGGGUGUAUUUCUGUGCCGGAGCCCCUCCUCUGCUUGGUUCGGCCGCUGGAGGUUGAUGUCGCUGGCAGAGUCUUCAGGACAGGACACAACUAGGUAGAGCUGGCCAGGGAGGAGGAAAAAGAAAAAUGUUGCAGCUAGGAUCCUGUUCAUGGACGCUGCGGGCAGGCUGCUGAUACCAGCCCGGUGGCCUUGUAGGUGCUGUCAAGCUGAAAGGUUAAGGUAGUCCAGGAGCCGCAGUAGUAUUUUUAGAUCUCUUCUUUGAGGUACACAAAAAAUGUCGUCUCCAAGUCCGGGCAAGAGGCGAAUGGACACCGACGUGGUGAAACUCAUUGAGAGCAAACACGAGGUCACUAUCCUGAGUGGACUGAAUGAGUUUGUGGUCAAGUUCCACGGACCACCUGGAACACCGUAUGAAGGAGGCGUGUGGAAGGUUCGGGUGGACCUGCCAGAUAAAUAUCCAUUCAAAUCACCGUCAAUAGGUUUUAUGAACAAAAUCUUUCAUCCCAAUAUCGAUGAAGCGUCAGGAACCGUGUGUUUAGAUGUAAUCAACCAGACAUGGACGGCCCUCUACGACCUCACCAACAUCUUUGAGUCCUUUCUCCCUCAGCUGCUCGCCUACCCCAACCCCAUCGACCCUCUGAACGGGGACGCCGCCGCCAUGUACCUGCACCGGCCAGAGGACUAUAAACACAAGAUCAAAGAAUACAUCCAGAAGUACGCCACAGAGGAGGCUCUAAAGGAGCAGGAGGAGGGCGGAGGCGACUCCUCCUCCGAGAGCUCAAUGUCGGACUUUUCCGAGGACGAGGCUCAGGAUAUGGAGUUGUAGUGAAGGCAGAACCGUCCUUCACCUCACAACGGACUAUCAUUUCCUAAAGAGCAGAAACUCGGUACUAUAUUCGUAUUUAAACAAACAGGACAAUUUUUUACAGUAACACAAGGAUUUUUAUUGCUACACAAGGUUUUGCAGUAUGGGAGAAAAAAAAACAAAAAAACCCCAACUAUGUCAUGUUUAGGAAAUCAUCACCAUCAGCUCCAGCGCUCUUCCUCAUCAUCCGGAGAGAUCAGAAUGAAGUGUUGCUUUAUUUCAGCUGAUCUCAACACGGGAUUUUCACGCUGCACUAUAAAACUGACACAGGACGGCACUCGUCAACACCUUUUUACCACCUUUUUACUUUUGCCAUCAUUUCCUCGUUAAGGCAGAGCUGGAUGACUAAAACAGAAAGAGAGAUUUAAAAAUAAGAACUCGUUUUUUUUUCCCACUGCCACCUACGAGGAGCUGCAAUCAUCACAAUCACCGCUACGAAAGGGUUGAAAAGCAGCGGCAGGCCACAGUGGGCUCAUGUUUUCGGUGUACAGGCUGCAGUUUCAGUUUCAGGACUGCAGAAAGAUGCAGACACAUCACACACUUUCUAAGCGCAUCAGCGUGUGCAUGAAUCUCAUCCUUUGACGCGUUGUGUUGCUCCGAUGAUGCUCAGCAGGAAUCAGGGAGAGAGCUCCGUAAUCAAUAUCCUCUGUUUUCUAGCACCCGCCUUCUUCUCUUUUCCUCCUCUUCCUCUUCCUCCUUCUCCUCCUCCUCUCCGUUUUAGGAAAGUAUUUGCCAUUCUGAGUAUCUUUGUGUGUUGUGGCAUGACACAGAAGUACAGUCAAGGGUCAGUGGGGAUUAUUGUUGAACUUAACUCUGCCUAUUGCUUGUGUUGAACUGUCAUAGGUGUCUGACAUGCGUAGGGAUAGUUAGUUUCUUUGCAGGUGGUGAAUCCUAUCAUGAUGUAUGGUUUAAUACUUGUAUAAUGACAACCAAAUGCUUUUCCUGUUAAAGAUGUGGAGCGUUAAAUCAUCUUCAUCUGCUGAAUUAACCCCUCCAAAGAGAUGUUGCCCCACCUGUCCCUCAUGGAAGUGUGUCCCAUUGCAGCGCUCUUUGUUUCAGAUUGGUCACAUUUACUGUUUCAUGCUGUCGGCUGCAUGUUUUUCCAAAAAUAUCGGGACCAAAAAUAUACUUAUUUAACGUUCCCCUAAAAGGUCGAACUCUAAAAUAAAAACUUUUAAGACGUCUUGGUUUAGUGCAGCUGAGCUUUAUGCAUCUGUGGGCGACAGAGCGGUGAAGGUGUUGGUGUUAAAUGCGCUGGGGAUGAGACAGGAAGGCAGGAGUGUCUUAACAUCAGAGCCAGUAAAAAAGAGCCGUUCCUUGUUGUUUGAAGGUGAUUUAAUCAGAUCUCAUUAAACUCCUCUGGUUAGCCUUUGUACCAAAUAGACUGCAUGUUGGUGUUAGUCUUAGGACAUGAUGUCUUCAAAUGCAACAGUAACAAAAAAAAAAGGAGCACCACUGUCCAGCCUCUUUGGAUGUCAUCAGGAUUCCUCGCUGCGUUUCUUUUCUUUUCUUUUUUUAUUAAUGCAACACAUGUUUGACGCCUUUAGUUUGUCUGAAUGUUUUUAUUUUGAACUUUUAAGCCAUGUGUCCAGGAUACAGAUCCAAAAUAUCCCCCGAUUUUUAAAUGGCAAAAAAAAUUUAAAAAAUCAAUAAACGUGCUUCCCUUGUAACUUGAAGAAGGAAAUAAACAACAAAAACAUACAU